AUGGGUGAGCAUAUUGAGAUGGGUGAGAAACUCCUUAAAGUUCAGUUUACAGGAUUGCGGGCACAGGGAUAUGGCAAUCACAGAAGACUAGAGUUAGACGAUGUUGAGGAAUAUACUCACUACAUGUUCAGCCAAUGUGCACCUUAUAACCAGGACCAAUGCAUAGCUAAUUUGGCUGCUGCCUCUUCAAUGGAAGGUGCUGGGCAGGGAUAUCAGAGGAAUGAAAGGGCACAAGACCCAGGGUGUUAUGACUGCAUCUGGGACCUAAGAACCCAGUAUGUCAUGGUUGAUAUGUUGGAUCAGCUCUCCCUCCUCCCCCACCAGUCCCUACCAGUUCAGACUCUGAUGACUGCCUUCCUCUCAGCACUGUUUGCGCAGAUUAAUCAGGGGGAGAGCAUCACACAUGCCCUGAAGCAUGUAUCCCAUGAUAUGAAGACCCACAAGAACCUUGCCCUGAAAGCUCAGAGUGGCCCAGUACGCAGUGGUCCCAAACCAUUCUCUGUAGCUAAACUCCAAAGCAACCCAUCUUCUAAACCAGCCACAAAGAAGGAGCCAGCUCUACUUGAACUGGAAGGCAAGAAAUGGAGAGUGGAGAAUGUUUCCAACCUGGUAAUUAAUGACACAGAGCUGAAGCAGGUGGUUUACAUAUACAAGUGUGUCAACACGACAUUAGAAAUCAAGGGCAAGAUUAACUCCAUUACACUAGAUAACUGUAAGAAACUAGGUCUGGUAUUUGAUGACGUGGUGGGCAUUGUGGAGAUAAUCAAUAGUAGAGAUGUCAAAGUUCAGGUAAUGGGUAAAGUGCCAACCAUUUCCAUUAACAAAACAGAUGGCUGCCAUGCUUACCUGAGCAAGAAUUCGCUGGAUUGUGAGAUAGUCAGUGCCAAAUCUUCUGAGAUGAAUGUUCUCAUUCCUACAGAUGGCGGUGACUUUAAUGAGUUCUCAGUCCCUGAGCAGUUUAAGACCUUAUGGAAUGGGCAAAAGUUGGUCACCACAGUGACAGAAAUCGCUGGAUAAGCCAAGUGCCAGUGGGUUCUUUGCCCUCUCCCUUCACACCAUGGGAUAAAUCUGUAUCAAGAUGGUUCUUUUCUAGAUUUCCUCUACCUUUCUGCUCUUAACUGCUUCUCUGCUCUGAGAAGCCCAGCUACCUGCCUACACUGAAUAUCCCUCAGGCUGAGAUUUGGGGUGGGACAGCAGGGCAGUUGAUCUUCUGCAGGAAGGUACAGCUUCUCCACAUCGGCAUGGCCAUACCACCAGUC
This is a messenger RNA of Perognathus longimembris pacificus (Pacific pocket mouse), 1259 nucleotides long. Its product is annotated as adenylyl cyclase-associated protein 1-like. Gene Ontology annotation, biological process: cytoskeleton organization; cell morphogenesis; regulation of adenylate cyclase activity. Gene Ontology annotation, cellular component: cytoplasm. Lineage: Eukaryota; Metazoa; Chordata; Mammalia; Rodentia; Heteromyidae. Gene Ontology annotation, molecular function: adenylate cyclase binding; actin binding. The record is from RefSeq and is a predicted model, not a curated record.